AUGGGAUAUGGAAACGCAGUCGCCAGCACCCAUACAAAGCAGCCUCUUAUCUCUUUUGGUGUAAUAUCAGAUGUCCAAUAUGCCGAUAUUCCCGAUGGCCGCUCGUUCUUAGGUGUCCCUCGUUAUUAUCGGCACAGUCUUCUCGUUUUACAAAGAGCAGUGCGAAAUUGGAACGAGAAAAAACUGAAAUUCGCCGUCAAUUUCGGCGACAUUAUCGAUGGCUUCUGCCCCAAGGACCAAUCUCUAGACGCAAUCACGAAAAUUCUCGAAGAAUUUCGUUCUUUCGACGGGCCCACGUACCACAUGAUCGGUAACCACUGUCUUUACAAUCUACCUCGUGAGAAGUUACUCCCUUUAUUGAAUAUUCCUUCCCAAGAUGAUGGCCGAGCGUAUUACGAUUUUUCUCCAAUCCCCGAAUUUCGAUUCGUUGUCCUCGAUGGCUAUGAUAUAAGUGCCAUAGGUUGGUCGAAAGACCACCCGAACGCGAUAAAGGCGGUGAAUUUGUUAAACGAGAAAAACCCGAAUUCGGACAAGAAUAGCCCAAACGGGCUCGUGGGGCCAGAAAGGAGGUAUCUCAUGUUCAACGGUGCAGUGGGCCCAGAACAGAUAGAGUGGUUGGAUUAUAUUCUUCAGGAUGCGACUAAAUUAAAUCAGAAAGUAAUAAUAUGCUGCCAUUUACCGUUAGAGCCAAGGGCCUCGACGAACGACUCGUUGUUGUGGAAUUAUGAUGAGGUGAUGGAAGUAAUACAUAGGUACAAAUGUGUGAAGGUUUGCUUUGGUGGGCAUGAGCACCAGGGCAGUUACUGUGUGGACUCGUACGGCGUGCAUCAUCGGGUUCUCGAGGCGGCAUUGGAGUGUCCUCCGGGUACGGAUGCUUUCGGUUAUGUCGAACUUUUCGAUGAUCGUUUGGUGCUUACUGGUACGGAUCGAAUGGGAAGUCAAGAAAUGGUUUUUGUUUAA
Molecule: messenger RNA, 960 nt
Organism: Striga hermonthica
Lineage: Eukaryota; Viridiplantae; Streptophyta; Magnoliopsida; Lamiales; Orobanchaceae
Source: the annotation of a GenBank genome assembly